Staurois parvus is the source of this 314-nucleotide messenger RNA. NCBI's taxonomy places the organism in Eukaryota, Metazoa, Chordata, Amphibia, Anura, Ranidae. The record is from the annotation of a GenBank genome assembly.
GACAAAAAAUGGAAUACACCAGCAGUGUGAGGAGACCUGAAAGUGGCACAUGGCAGAGUGUGGCGAUGGAGACAGCAGCAAUGGGAGGCCGUACAGGGACCCAUGAGAGACUCUGGACUUGGCAGCAGCAUGAGGAGGCGGUAUAGGGGCCCAUGGCAGAUUAGGGGCCUGGCAGCAGCUAUGGGAGGCCCGUAAUCUGCCAGCACCCUAUGACAAAAAAUGUAACACACCAGCAGUGUGAGGAGACCUGAAAGUGGCACAUGGAGGUGUGGGGGUGGAGAGCAGCAAAGGGAGGCCCCUCAGGGUGGGCCAUG